Messenger RNA from Suillus plorans, 982 nucleotides. RefSeq lists its product as uncharacterized. The coding region runs from base 255 to 806 and encodes 183 amino acids. NCBI's taxonomy places the organism in Eukaryota, Fungi, Basidiomycota, Agaricomycetes, Boletales, Suillaceae. The record is from RefSeq and is a predicted model, not a curated record. The transcript has a single exon.
UAGUUGUGGCUGGAUUGAAGGUGGCUGUACGUUGGAGUAGUAAAGUGCGGUGGUGACAUCAUGCAUCCCUCCAAGUCUCAAAAACAAGUAACUCGGAUCUUCAGCACUCCCAUCACUAAGUACUCCUCAGGUUAAAUUUUGGUAAGCUUGUCCAAGAAGAAGUUUUUGGUGUCGCAUUAACCUCGACGAUUGCAGGAAAAUACCUCUCGCGUCCCUCCUUAAGCGUGUAUAUCCCUGCGAAUCGUAGGAUCGCGAUGUCCACCAGAAAAAGAUCCAAACAGGACCGUGCCUCCUCCAAAACAUCGCAUGAAACGCCCACAUCUCUAGCCAAGGAGAAACAUCUGCCAGGCUCUUUGUCCGAAGGCUCUGACCAUGUCAACCAGUCAGACUUACCGCCUUCACGACCACACAAAGAUAUGUUAACGCCUGUCUCCCCACCGGGACAUAAGGCACCUUUGCAUUACUUUAUAUACACCUUGGUGACAAUGGCCCUUCUCUUCACAGUGUGGUAUACGUAUAUCACGGCUGUGGAGCUCAAGCACUGGAAAGAGGAAGUCGGGUGGUGGGGAAUGUCUGUUGGGCGAAUUGGGAGGCAACAUGAUACAUCCUAUCGCAACCAGCGGAGAGGUCAGGAGGUGACGGGAGAACUUGAAGGGCAUUUCAGUCAGCUUGCAUCCGCGCUCGGAAUCCACGCAACAGACUUAGCUUCGGCUGUUAAACCAUUUGUGCCGCUUGCGACACUGUCUAGUCUUGCGCCUCAGGCUACCGGUGAGGCGGUUAGGGUUCUUUUUGAGGCCUCGCGUUAGAACGAGGCUUCUGAUGGUGGUGAAAGCAAUGUGGGCGACGCUGUUGAAGGACUUGUGGCCGGGGUUACGUCGAGGCAGAGUGUCCUGUAAUUUCAGAGUUAGAUUAUUAGUACUUGCCGCUAUAGGAGUUAUGAAUAUGAUCAGACUCGCGUAUCUUCCUCCAGUAUCUAUACAAG